Messenger RNA from Diatraea saccharalis (sugarcane borer), 2046 nucleotides. Lineage: Eukaryota; Metazoa; Arthropoda; Insecta; Lepidoptera; Crambidae. The record is from the annotation of a GenBank genome assembly.
AUGAAACGGUUGAGUUUGAUGGAGGACAUUACCAAUAUUGACACAGAGAUCGACAUCCAUAAGUCAGAGGAGUGCAGGUCCGAGUGGGUGGAGGUGCGUGACGGGUACAUGCCCGACUCGCCAGUGCUGGCGCGCAUCUGCGGCUCAGGAAAGGGUCCAAUCAUGCGCUCCACCGGCUCACGGCUCACCGUGGUCUACCAGCCCGGCCCGAGGGCAAAGCCGCAUAAGGGCUUCAAGGCUCACUAUGAAGCCGUGUGCGGUGGAGAUAUAGAGGUGGACAGCAAUGGUCACCUGGAGUCUCCAAACUAUCCGGAUGAUUACCAACCAAACAAGUUGUGUGUGUGGAAUCUAUCAGUGCCGCCUGAGUACCAAGUCGCACUCAGAUUCCACUCGUUCGAAGUGGAGAACCACGACACCUGUUCUUACGACAAGGUUCAGGUUAGGGACGGAGCAUCUAUGGACAGUCCACUGUUGGGCAUGUUUUGUGGCCACAAAAUACCUCCUGACAUCAGGUCAACUUCCAACAAGCUGCAAGUAAUCUUCGAGUCUGACAGCACUGUCCAGAAAGCCGGUUUCUCAGCUACGUUCAUGAAGGAGUUCGACGAGUGUGCGACCAUAAAGCACGGCUGCAGUCACUCGUGCGUGAACACACUCGGCGGGUACGAGUGCGCCUGCGACAUCGGCUACGAGCUGCACUCCGACGGGAAGAAGUGCGAAAAUGCUUGUGGGGGUGUCUUGUACGCCCCUAAUGGCACUAUAACGUCUCCAUCGUUCCCCGACUUGUACCCGCCAUCGAAGAACUGCUUGUGGGAGAUAGUGGCGCCCCCACAGCACAGAAUCACGCUUAACUUCACGCAUUUUGACUUGGAGGGCUUUUCAAGCAAGCAAAAUGAACCGAAAUUGGCACCACCACCAAACGUGACGGUGAACUCUAAACUGGGCGCUGAUGUUCUGAGGCGUCACGGCGCCUUUUGCGGUAACGCGCUUCCCCCACCAGUCACCUCCGACGGAUCAGUGCUCAGAGUGCAGUUCACUUCGGACUCUUCAGUCCACCGGUCGGGCUUCGCCGCGGUGUACUACAUCGACGAGGACGAGUGCGCGGAGAACAAUGGCGGCUGUCAACAUGAGUGUCACAACACGCUGGGCGGGUACGAGUGCGCCUGCCACAGCGGGUUCACGCUCCACCCCAACAAGCACGACUGCAAGGAGGGCGGCUGCAAGCAUGACGUCACACAGCCACAUGGCACCAUCAUCAGUCCGAACUAUCCUGACACUUAUCCAUCUCGAAAAGAUUGUGUGUGGCAGUUCUCCACUACUCCUGGACACCGAAUCAAACUGAUUUUCAAUGUUUUUGAGCUGGAACCUCACCAGGAAUGCGCGUACGACCACGUGACGAUUUACGACGGCGCAUCCGCUGAGGAGAAGACGCUGGGUCGGUUCUGCGGCAGCAAAGUGCCUCACCCGGUCGUCGCGUCACACAACCAGAUGUACGUCGUGUUUAAGUCCGACGCCUCCGUGCAGAGGAAAGGGUUCCUGGCAACACAUUCGACGGGAUACCUGGCCGCGUCAGAGACGGUGAAGCAUCUGUACUCACACGCUAGAUACGGCGACGACUCGUACGAGUCCAGGGCGGAUUGCGACUGGAGUAUAGUGGCGCCACUCGGCCAGUUCGUCAGACUCACCUUUCUGACAUUUGAGCUGGAGCCUGAAACUAACUGCGGCUACGACUACGUGCAGGUGUUCGGCGGAUUGGAAGGCAGCGCCGGCGAUUACGGGACUUUCUGCGGAACUAAGAUGCCGCCGGAGAUAGUUUCCACGACGGAGGCGCUCCUCGUCAGAUUCCGGACGGACGAUUCGAUAGUGUUCAAAGGGUUCUCCGCGUCGUACCAGGCGGUCGCGCCGGAGGUGUGGAGCGGCGAGGAGAGCGCGGAGGGCGGCGAGGAGGAGGGGGAGGAGGAGGACGAGCGCAUGCCGCCGCUGGUGGUGGGGCGGCGCGGGCUGCGCGGGCACCUGCCGCCGCCGCGCCACGUGCGCCGCCCCGCGUGA